This is a messenger RNA of Nelumbo nucifera (sacred lotus), 2536 nucleotides long. RefSeq lists its product as uncharacterized. Lineage: Eukaryota; Viridiplantae; Streptophyta; Magnoliopsida; Proteales; Nelumbonaceae. The record is from RefSeq and is a predicted model, not a curated record.
AUAAAAAGCGAGAGAGAAAGAAGAGGAAGCAGCGCGUCACAACACGCGGCGAAGCGAGCAUCCGCAGCCCGGCCACUCUCGUUUGUCACCACCCUCUGUGUCUCUCUGUCUCUACUCGCAUCUUCCGGUUUCGUUUUACUUCUUUUCUUUCCUUCCUUCUCUCCUUUUUUUUUUUUUUUGUUUCAGUCUCGAGUCUCCACUUCUGGUUGCAUCUAAGGAACAAGUAGCAAAAACAUCUCUAAUCUUGGCUUUUUCUUUUUACAAUUAAAUGUAGAAUUGUGUAUAUAUAUGUGCAGAACUUAAGGGAAGCUAAAGCUUUAAACAGUUACUCUUCUUUUCCUUUUCAACUCUGAGUUUCAAUUUCGGUUUUAGUUUGUGUUUCAGCGUCGGCGUUUGUCCCCACCGAGAACUUCCCAAGAAAAGAAAAAUAAGGACAUCUGGGCUUUCUGGGUUUUUUUUUUUAUUUUUAUUUUUUGUGUUUUCUUUGAUUCUGCUGUUACAAACUCUGUUUUCAGUCCUUCAGUUCCUACCCCUUUCUUCUCAGUUUUUCUCAGUUUUUUCUUCUUUAUAGGUAAUAAUAAAUAUCUGCAACUUUCCUUUUAUUUUCUUACUUAGAGUCAAGUGUAUAGUUUUCGUAUAUUUGGGGAUGGGGAUAAUCAGGGAAGGCGAGAAAUAAGAGGAAUUGAGAUCCGGAAGAGAGAGAUAGAGAGAUAGAGGGAGAGAUUCUGGCUGUGGACAAAGAGAGAAGAAAAUGGGUCUGGGUUGUCAUUUUCUAAAUUUAGAAACAGAGCAUGCAGGAAAGGAUUACGAGCUUUAAUUACUCUGAGUAAGAGAGAGAAAAAGAGAGUGGGUUCACUGGUUGAAGAUCAUUCCUGAGACAAAUUUCCUUGGUUAAUAAAUAAAAUAAAAUUUUAUAAAUAUAUAAACCCUAAAUAAACCAUUAUAAAUUUACAGCAACUCCUCUCCUCAUCUUCAUUGUUGUUGUCAAUCUUCUUCUUGCAAGAUAAACAAGGAAGGAGGAGUUCUUAAAAGUGGUAGUGAUAUUCAGUUCAGUUUCUGCGGUCCUUGUUUAUGCAAGGUUAGAGAGAGAGAGAGGAGAGAGAAAAAAGAGAGAAGAGGCAAGGAGAAAGAGAAGCAUCAAAGCAUAUCAUCAAGAUGACUUCGCCUUUCUGGGGAUCGAAGGUUUUUUCUGCUAGCCAUUCCAACCUGGAAUGCUUUCUCGAUCGCAUAACCCCUACUGUUCGUGCCCAUUUCCUUCCCAAGAGUUGCCUUCGAGAUCUAAACAGUCCUUGGCAUCCUGUUGGGAAGAAUACUAUUGAAUACUUCACAUUGGCGGAUCUCUGGGACCAGUUUGAUGAAUGGAGUGCCUAUGGACUUGGUGUUCCAAUUGUGCUGAAAGGGGGAGAGACUGUUGUUCAGUUCUAUGUUCCCUACCUCUCUGGAAUUCAGAUUUAUACUAGCAAAUCCUUUAACUCCCUCAGGAAUCCAAGAGAAGAAUGUGAAGUGGUUGAAUUUGAGAGUGAUUCUUGGAGUGAAGACAGUGAGAGUGAUAAGCUGUCAAGGUCUCUGAGUAACAACUCAAGCAGGACGUGGGAUGCUGUAUCUGAAGAUUCAAAUUUUGACCAGGAGGGCUCGUGGCCAAUGAAGGACAGACUUGGCUCCCUUUACUUUCAAUACUUUGAGAGGUUGCCUCCUUUUUUGAGGGUUCCAGUUGUGUACAAGAUCAAUGAAUUGGCACAGAACUAUCCAGGUUUGAUGACAUUCAGAAGUGUGGAUCUUUCACCUGCUAGUUGGAUGGCCGUUGCUUGGUAUCCAAUUUAUCACAUUCCAUCUGGGAGAAAUGUGAGGGACUUGUCUACUUGCUUCCUUACUUAUCAUACACUUUCAUCGUCUUUCCAAGAUAUUGCAUCAGAGGAAGCCAAGGAGAAAAGUUUUUGUUCAUCAGAAGAGGGAGACAAAGGAGAGGAACCUGAAGGGGAGUGUAGUGGCAGUAUAUCCCUUCCUCCCUUUGGACUGGCCACUUACAAGAUGCAUGGGAAUCUAUGGAGGAAUCCUGCAUCCACGGACCAGGAAAAGAUCACUUCUCUCACGAGUGCUGCAGAUUCCUGGUUGAAGCAGCUCAGAUUGGAACACCAUGACUUCACCUACUUCACCACUCACUCUUAACAUGUAAAUGAAUUCCCCCAAUCUUUUCCCAUGUUUGUUUUUAACAACUGCGCAACCACCGCUGAAAGGCCUUUCCCCAGCUUUAACUUGUUAGAAAAACAUGUAAUGAGAGUUCCCAUGCAAAGCUAACAUGUUUUUCAAUCGAAAAACUCCAAGAGAUGUUAAGAAAUGCAUGACAUGGAUCUAAGAAACCCUCAGGGGAAUUUUGUGGACUGAGUUGUACUUAUUUUAGAGUGACAAGCAUACGAGAGAGAGAGAGAGAGAGAGAGAGGUGGUUCUAUACUAGUUUUUGUUGUUUUCUUCUGUGUAGAUGCUUCAAACAAUGUUUUUCAUUUGGUUAUAUUAUAUAAUGGUUGUAAACUUGUAAUUA